Molecule: messenger RNA, 2699 nt
Organism: Paramisgurnus dabryanus
Lineage: Eukaryota; Metazoa; Chordata; Actinopteri; Cypriniformes; Cobitidae
Gene: blnk
Product: B cell linker
Biological process (GO): intracellular signal transduction; cell surface receptor protein tyrosine kinase signaling pathway
Source: RefSeq, a predicted model, not a curated record
GUUAGUGACCCACAGUAUCAUAAAAGCCUCUUAAGUUAGAUGCUUGUGGUUUUGUAUGACAUCAAGUGUCACAACGCCUCUUUUUUAAAGAAAGAGAGAGAGAGAAGUUUGAGAAGAGAAGAGUGACAGUGGGUCUGUAACUAAUACGGAACUUACAUGAAUCUUACUUCAUACUGACAGUAAGCGUCUCUAAUAUAUGUGUAAAAGUGAGUACUGGCUCUAGAAAACUAACCAGGAUGAAUGUGCCAACCCGGGAGCAAUGUGAGGGCUGGAGCUCAAUGCAGGUGGCUGCUUACCUGAUUCAGAAUAACAUGAGAGGCUGCGCAGACACGGUGCAGAGAAUCAGGAUUGAUGGCCGUCGGUUUUUGAAUCUCUCUGACAGCGACCUCAACAAAUUCAGCCUCGUUCAGCGACCACAGCUCCAAAAAAUUGUUCAAGAUAUUAAGAAGAAUGACGACAGUCUGUUCAACAGAUUAAAACGGUUUCAGACUGAACAAACUGCUAAUAUUCUCAAAUCCGGGAGAAAUACAUUGGACCGGAUAAAGAAAAAGGCGCCGCCAAAAGUUCCUACAAGAGACUAUCAAGGUGAAGCAGCAGAAAGUGAGAAGUACUCAGAUUCGGAUUUUGCAAGUGAUAGUGAUACGUAUGAGGACCCACAGUUUGAACAUGAAGACAACUAUGAACCUCCACCAAGGUCUGAAGCUCAUGCUGUAAACACCUUCACUGUAGCUCAAUCCAUGACAAACAGCAGAGGUCAAUAUGUGGACAGCUGUCGUGGUCGACCGGCAAAACCGAACACCUCCUUCAAUCCGGUACGGAAGAAUAUGGGUGUAAUCAGGAAAAAUCAAGCAGACGACGAUGAUGAUGAAAAUGACUAUGUUGAGCCAGAAGAAACAACAGAGAAUGACAAUUACAUUGAGCCCACUGGCAGAACACCAACAAAGCCCCUUGUUAACAGAGUGACCAAACCGACACGGGCAAACAAACCAGAUUUCUGUGGGGUUCCUGAGGAAAGAUCUCAGUUUAAGAUGAGGGCUAACACAACUUUACAACUAAACACACAAACAAUGGCACCACCUAAAGUCAGCCCCAGCAGAAUGCAAAUCAAAAGGCCAUCUGUGACCCCACAGGAUCCAGACUCAGAGGAUGAUUAUGAAGUGUGUGAUGGAGAUGAUGAAAGCCCAGACGUUAGCACAGAGACCCGAAGAUCAAUUCCUACACCCCGUCCCAGAGACCUAAAGAAAUCAAGUCCUGGCUUGAUGCCGAAACCAAGCGCUCCCCAUAGAGAUACUGAAGGCCCUUCAAUACAUACAGCACGAAGCCCACCGGACACCACUGUAAGCCCACAAUCUACAGGAUUUCACAGAGCCAGGAUGCCUCUUCCUAAACAGAUUUCCUCCCAAAGCAGAGGAACGUUGCCUUCUGAGAGCAAAGCACCCCGAGAUGCUGAAGAGGAGGCGGGUGUCCAUAAUAAAGUUUGGUACGCCAGCAGUUGUGAUCGCAGGACGGCGGAGGACGCGCUCAUUCGCAUGGGGAAGGACGGCUCGUUUCUGCUCAGGAAGAGUUCGGGCGUGGACGCGCAGCAGCCGUACACGUUGGUGGUGUUCUACAACGGGCGCGUGUACAACAUUCCGGUCCGCUACAUCGCGUCAUCAAAACAGUUUGCGCUGGGAAAAGAAAAACAAGGAGAAGAUCGUUUCUGCAGCGUUUCUGACAUUGUGGAGAAUCAUCAGAAAAAUCCUUUAGUGCUGGUGGACUCGCAGAGCAACACCAAAGACUUCACCAAACUCAGAUAUCCAGUGAAACCAUAAGAGACCUUAAGAAACAGCAUGAAACCAUCAAACUACUCUCUGAAGGCACCCUAGACAUGUUCGUAACUUCAGACUGAUUGAUUUCUAACAAUACUGACAUAAAACUGUGGGUCUGUUUCACAUCAUAAACUAUCCAUGGAUCAUGCAAACUAUUUACAGAAGAAACACUGUGUCAUGCUGUUGUUUCUAUAAGCAAAGCAAAACAGAGACAAAUACACCCAAAAAGUUUUGAAAAUAUAUACAAAUAUACAUUGAUGAGUCUAAUUCACAACUGUACAAUGUGUAUAUAUGUUAUGUUAUUAAUUCUUAAGGGGCAAAUAAAAUAUUUUUUUUUAAAUGUUUCUUUAAAGGAGGCAUACCAUGAAAAUUUGACUUUUUUCAUGUUUAAGUGCUAUAAUUGGGUCCCCAUUGGUUUUAUCAACCUAGAAAUUGUGAAUAAGAUCAACCCAGUAACUUAGUUUUGGUAAACUAUUCUCCACAAGCAUGUGAAAAAAAUUGUUCAUUGAAAUUUGUCUCCCCUUGUGAUGCCAGAAGGGGAUAAUACUGCUCCUUAAUCUGCACUAUCCAACAACGCCACUGCCAUUUAGUACAGAGAUCAACUCAUUUGCAUGUUAAAGGACACACCAAAAACGGAACAUUUUUGCACACACCUACAAAUCAGCAAUUUUAACACGCUAUAGUAAAUUAUAUAUAUAUGAUAUUUUGAGCUAAAACUUCACAUAUAUACUCUGGGGACACCAAAGAUGUAUUUGACAUCUCAAAAAAGUCUUGUGAAAUGUCCCCUCUAAGAUAUUGUUAAUUAUUGGGAUCAUACUAUAAGCUUAAAAAUCACAUUGGGGAGACCAUGAUGAAGUAGUUUAAAAUGAAAACUUGGUCACACUGGCAAUA